AUGGCGACGUCCGCGGUCGACGCGACGCUCAAAACCGGAAACGUGAACGCGGGCGCGGACAGCGACGCGACGACGACCGCGGGGGGGGCGCCCUCGCCCUCGCCCGCGCGCGACGCCGCCGCGAAGGACGCGACGACCGCGGCGGCGCCGAACGCGCCGGGCGGGAACGCCGCGGAGAAGGAGCCCGCGAUGACGCCGACGCAGCCGGCGUGGGGGAAGCUGGCGUCCAUGGUGGAAUCCAUCGUCGACGCGCCCCCCCCCGGCGGCGGCCGCGGCGGGAAAGGCGGCCGCGGCGGUCGAGGCGGGAAGCACGCGAAGGCGGGACGCGGCGGGAGCGGCGCGAUGCGCGUCGUCGUGCGGCAUGACGCGCCGCCGGCGGCGGCGCCCGCGAAGGACGUCGACGCGAACGAAAACGCGGACGCCGAGAAGGCGGCGACCCCGACCCCGAGCGCGGACACGUCGCCGACGACGGCGACGGCGACGGCGAGCACGCUGCAGACGAAGAACCCGGUCGUGGUCGUGUCUGAGGCCGUCGCCGCGACGACGGCGAAGCCCGUGAGCCCGGUGACUCCCGAGGAGGAGCCGUCCCCCGCCGCCGCCGUCGCCGCGGCCGCCGCCCCCGCCGCCGAGGGGGAGACGGACGAGGAGAUCCUCGCGCGGUGCCCGCCGCCGCCCCCCGGGUUCCUGAUCGUUCGAUCCGAGUCCGUCGGCGACGGGCCGUGCCCGUUCUGCGACAGUCCGAUGAAAGCGAGGGGGAUCAAGAAGCACCUGGCGCACUGCAAGGAGAAGCCGAAAGGGUACAAGCCGGCGUGCUGCCCGCCCGGGUUUGUUCCGAUUAAAGACUCAUCCACGGAAGGGAAUAAGCUGCGCGAGGACGCGGCCAAGCUCGCGAACGAGGCGGCCGAUGCUUUGCGAGAGAAGAGGAUGGAGGAGAAGAAGGUCAAAGCCGCGGAGAAGGCGGCCGCCACGGAGGCCGCGGCGAAGGCGUCGGCGAAGAAGGCUGGCGGGGAGGAGGACAAAGAUUCCUCCACCGGCGGCGCGGGCGGCAUCGAGGAGGGCGACGAGCAAGGGAACGGAAAGGACGGGGACACCCCGAAGAGCAACAAGCUCAUCUUCCGCGCGAAGAACGGCGCGGCGGCGAAAGCGGCGGCGGCGGCGGCGAAGCCCGCGGAGGUGUUACCCGGCACGCGUCCUCGCCGCGCGUCCGCGAAAGCCGCCGCGAUGGCGGAGGAAUCGAGCGAGAGCGAGAGCGAGAGCGAGAGCGGGAGCGAGCCCGCGGCGGCGAAGAACCUGACCGCGCGGCCGCGGCGGAAAUCCGCGACGCUCGGCGUCGCCGCCGCCGCGAAAGCCGCGGGGCCGGCGCGCCGAGCGAGCGGCGGAAAGGCCGCGGUCAUCAUGCACGUGGACCUCGCUUCCAAGGGGUUCAAGUGCGGGUACCCGGACUGCGGGAAGAUCUUCGGCGCGCAGAGCGGGCUGAAGCGCCACGUCACGGUCUCGCACGCGAAGGACCACGGGGACCAGCCGUUCACGGUCGUGGACGAAGCGACGGCGGCGGCGAACAAGGGCAAAGCCGGCGCCGGCGGCCGCGCGCGGCGGGCGAGCGCGGUGUCGAACGACUUCGCGGGCCUGAGCGAGGACGAGGACGACGAGCUGUUCGAAAUGCGCGCGACGAACUUCACCAAGGGCGGCGGCCGAGGCCAUCGCUCGGACAAAGACGCGACGGAGAUCUCCACGGAGGAGGAGGACGACGACGAGACGAUCGUCCGCGGGAAGCCGACGCACGGCGGCAUCGCGCGAUUCACCGCCGGCGUCGCGCAGGACGAGGACGGGGAUGAAGAUUCGGAGAUGCUCGGCGUCGUCGCGGAGGCGACGUACAAGGCGCGCGCGGCGACGCGCGAGGCGGAGGCUGCGAUCGCGGACGCGAAAGCCGCGGACAUGGACUACGAGCAGGGCGGGCGCGCGGGGCGGAAGCGCGGCGCCGCGACGCCCCCGGCGGGCCGAGGGCGGCCGAAGCAAAAGCAGAAGGGCAACAAGGGCGCCGCGAACGCGAAGAACUCCGCCGACGCGAAGGACGCGCCUAAAGAAAAGGAAGUGUGCGAGAUCUGCGGGAAGGUCUUCGCCGCGGUCCAGGGCGUCCCCUCGCAUUACAAGUCGCACGUGGCCAAGGCGGAGGACGCGGAGACGAAGCAAAAAGCGGAACGCGCGCUGUACCAGUUUCAGCAACGCAUCCGAGACCGCAGGGAGAAAGCGGUCGUCGCCGCGAGGAGCGGCGCGCGCGCGCGCCGCGAAGCCGAGGCCGAGGACGAGGACGAGGACGAGGACUCCCCCGGCGGCGGCGCGAACGACGCGGCGCCGCUCGUGCUGAACCCGAGCGCGCGGAACUGCUCGCACUGCGGCCAAGGCGUGCGCUUCUCCACGCAAAAGGACUUAAUUUCGCACAUGUGGUCUGAGCACAAGGUGGUCGCCAUCUCGGACCCGUCCCUCGUCGGCGGCGGCGGGAACCGCGGCAGGGCGUCGAGGCAGGCGAGCGACGGGUGGGACUCCGGCGCGGCGGCCGCCGCGGCCGCGGCGGCGAUCGCGGCGUACCCGAACGACUGGAUCGGCGGCGGCGGGAAGAACAACGCGCUCGCGUUUCCCGGCGUCGACGCCGGCGGGACGAUGACCAUCUCCACCGGUCUGGUGCAGUCGAUGAUCUCCCGGAUCGACGCGCUGGAGAAGACCGUCGCGUCGUUAGGGUACGGCGGCGGGAACGGCAACGCGAACGCGGGGGCGAUCGUCGCCUCUGGCGGCAACGGCAACGCGGCGGCGAUGCAGAUGCAUCCCUUCGACGCCGCCGCGGAGAUCAAGCGGAUCCCCGUGCGCGGCGCGAGGCCCGGGUACUCGCCGAUCGUCACCUUCGGGCGCAUGGUGUGGCUCACCGGCAUCGUCGCGCUGCAGACGGUGGACCAGGACGUGGAGGGGCAGACGCGCCAGGCGCUCGAGCACAUGACGCUGCUCUUGCACAAGGCUGGGACGGACCCGACGCACUUGUUGCGGCUGAACGUCUACCUCGCGGACAUCCGAUGCGCGGAUCGGAUGUACAAGGCGUGGAACGAGUACUUCGAGGGCCUCGGCCUGAGCGAGGGGCAGCGCCCGGUGCGGAUCACGCACGAGGCGAGGUUGAAGAACGAGGGGUUCAGGGUGGAAGUGCACGCGGAGGCGGUUUUGCCCGCGAAGUGA
Micromonas pusilla CCMP1545 is the source of this 3219-nucleotide messenger RNA. RefSeq lists its product as uncharacterized. Bases 1 to 3219 code for a protein of 1072 amino acids. The transcript has a single exon. The record is from RefSeq and is a predicted model, not a curated record. Lineage: Eukaryota; Viridiplantae; Chlorophyta; Mamiellophyceae; Mamiellales; Mamiellaceae.